This is a messenger RNA of Pectinophora gossypiella (pink bollworm), 1102 nucleotides long. RefSeq lists its product as uncharacterized. The record is from RefSeq and is a predicted model, not a curated record. Gene Ontology annotation, molecular function: hydrolase activity, hydrolyzing N-glycosyl compounds. The transcript has 8 exons. The coding region runs from base 47 to 1099 and encodes 350 amino acids. Lineage: Eukaryota; Metazoa; Arthropoda; Insecta; Lepidoptera; Gelechiidae.
UACGAUAUCAACAGUUACAAUCUGAGACAGAAACGCGUGAGACAUAAUGGAAAAGAGGACUAUUUUUAAAUACAUUUCAGUGACUAUUUGUGUUCUAAUAGUUAUAGCCGUAAUUGUGGUUGUCGUUGUGUAUACUCGUAAAGUGUAUCCUGAGAGAAGCAAAUUGCUUAUUGACAAUGACGCAGGAGGGGAUGAUGCAAUGGCCAUAUUCUUGGCUUUGCUGUAUGAAAAAUAUUUCGAUGGUCCACAGUUAAUUGCUCUUACAACGGGAAACGGUAACACAAAUGAAGACAACGUUAGUAGGAACAAUCAGAGAAUACUGAAAGUUGCCCAGAGACAAGACGUGCCGAUAUACAGAGGAUCCAAAUCUUCAAUCGUGUUUACACCAGAAAGUACAAAUUACUUCGGAAAGGAUGGUUUAGGGGACGUCGAUGAAGUAAUAACUGACUUAGUUCCCCCUCAGCAACAAAAUGCCGUGGAUGCUCUUAUAAGUCUGUCCAAGAAAUAUGAAGGUGAACUCACGGUCGUCACAAUUGGUGCUUUAACAAAUGUAGCUUUGGCUAUCAAGGUGGACCCUGGCUUCUUAAACCGACUAGCUCAUCUGUACAUUGGAGCAGGUCACAUAAAUGGUGACAAUCAUCCUGAACCUGAGUUCAAUGCGCACGUGGACGUAGAAGCCUACCACAUUGUGAUGCAAUCCGCUACACCCGAUAAAGUGUCCGUGUUUCCUUUCUCUCAGACCUAUGCAUUUCUGAAUUUCACUAAAGAAUGGAGAUUGGACGUCCUUGGUGCCAUAGACACAGAUAUAAUGAGGGCUCAAAAUCAGUAUGAAAGGAUCGCCAUUCCGCAAGAAGACGGGUGGGCAGCAUUGGAUCCUUCAGUGGUGGCUGCAGUAAUCAAUCCUAACUUGGUAGAAGAAUAUAAGUAUUCCAAAUAUGAUAUUAUUUUAUGUGGUGACAAGAGAGGCAUAAACACGAACGAGUUUGUCGAACAAGAUAAAGCAAAUGUAAGGAUAGUGUACAAAGUAAACAGUGAAGAAUACAAACAAUUUUUGUUAGAUGUGUUUUCCGCUGAAUUAAAAACCAAAAGUGGUUCAUAAUUA